This is a messenger RNA of Piliocolobus tephrosceles (Ugandan red Colobus), 1654 nucleotides long. RefSeq names its product nudix hydrolase 18 (gene NUDT18). The transcript has 3 exons. The record is from RefSeq and is a predicted model, not a curated record. Bases 256 to 1227 code for a protein of 323 amino acids. Gene Ontology annotation, molecular function: 8-oxo-GDP phosphatase activity; 8-oxo-dGDP phosphatase activity. NCBI's taxonomy places the organism in Eukaryota, Metazoa, Chordata, Mammalia, Primates, Cercopithecidae.
UUGCCGGGCGGCCCCAGGUGGCCCCGCCCCUUCGGAGACUGCCGCGAGCCGGCCAAUCCAGGCAGGCCGCGGCGCCGCGCAGCCUAUCAGUGGCCAGGGCUCGCGUGCGCUUCCGCGUUCGCGUGCGCUUCCGCGUUCUCGUGCGGAACCGGCCUGCUGCGCAGGGACUGGGAGAGGGCGCCGGAGCCCACGCUCGCCCGCGGCUCGGCUCAGCCAGUCUGCGAGUACUCAGGCUGCCGCCCCCCGGGGGACCCGAUGGCCUCGGAGGGCCUGACGGGAGCGCUGGCUGCCGUGCUGGCGGGCCAGGGGCCGAGCGUGCAGAGCUGCGACUCGGCGCCGGCCGGGGAGCCGCCGGUGCCCGUGCGGCUGCGGAAGAACGUGUGCUACGUGGUGCUGGCCGUGUUCCUCAGCGAGCAGGAUGAGGUGCUACUGAUCCAGGAGGCCAAGAGGGAGUGCCGGGGGUCGUGGUACCUGCCUGCGGGGAGAAUGGAGCCGGGGGAGACCAUCGUGGAGGCGCUGCAGCGGGAGGUGAAGGAGGAGGCGGGGCUGCACUGUGAGCCGGAGACACUGCUGUCCGUGGAGGAGCGGGGCCCCUCCUGGGUCCGCUUCGUGUUCCUCGCUCGCCCCACAGGUGGAAUUCUCAAGACUUCCAAGGAGGCCGAUGCGGAGUCCCUGCAGGCUGCCUGGUACCCACGGAGCUCCCUGCCCACUCCGCUGCGAGCCCAUGACAUCCUGCACCUGGUUGAGCUAGCCGCCCAGUAUCGCCAGCAAGCCAGGCACCCUGUCAUUCUGCCGCAAGAGCUACCCUGUGAUCUGGUCUGCCAGCGGCUCGUGGUCACCUUUACCAGCGCCCAGACAGUGUGGGUGUUGGUGGGCACAGUGGGGAUUCCUCACUUGCCUGUCACUGCCUGUGGCCUCGACCCUGUGGAGCAGAGGGGUGGCAUGAAGAUGGCCAUCCUGCGGCUGCUGCAGGAGUGUCUGACCCUGCACCACUUGGUGGUGGAGAUCAAGGGGUUGCUUGGACUGCAGCACCUGGGCCGAGAUCACAGUGAUGGCAUCUGUCUGAAUGUGCUGGUGACCGUGGCUUUUCGGAGCCCAGGGAUCCAGGAUGAACCCCCAAAGAUUCGGGGUGAGAACUUCUUUUGGUGGAAGGUGAUGGAGGAAGACCUGCAAAGCCAGCUCCUCAAGCGGCUUCAGGGAUCCUCUGUUGUCCCAGUGAACAGAUAGGGAGGUGGAGGAGGUGACAAGGAGCUAGGCAGCCAUGCUCCCUCUAGUGCAGACGUGUCUCCCUCUGAGGGAGGCAAGAGGCUGGCGAUCAGGGAUCUUGUUGCAUUGGGAGCAGGGGCGGCUCUCCUGGUUCCCAGGAGAGAUGCUUUGAGGAGCAUUCCUCUACAUUGCACAAGGGACAGUGCCUUUAACCAAGCAAGGAGUCCAAAGCUCAGGACCUGACAACCCUGAGGGCACACUGACACCUCUCCCCAGGGGGAUGGGGAGCUUUCUGCACCACCAGUGGUAUCUCCUCAUCAUGUUCUGUGCCCUCUUUGGGAAAGGCCUGCAUCCUGAUCCUUCCGGGCCCUUGGAGCCUGGAGGGGCACUGGGGAAGGUCUCCCGAGGGAGGAGCCCCUUGCUGAGUAAAGAGGUGUUACUUACCUUG